Messenger RNA from Indicator indicator, 1431 nucleotides. RefSeq names its product protein phosphatase 2 regulatory subunit Bgamma (gene PPP2R2C). Gene Ontology annotation, molecular function: protein phosphatase regulator activity; protein binding. The record is from RefSeq and is a predicted model, not a curated record. NCBI's taxonomy places the organism in Eukaryota, Metazoa, Chordata, Aves, Piciformes, Indicatoridae. Gene Ontology annotation, biological process: peptidyl-serine dephosphorylation. The coding region runs from base 1 to 1431 and encodes 476 amino acids. The transcript is spliced from 10 exons. Gene Ontology annotation, cellular component: cytosol; protein phosphatase type 2A complex.
AUGGGCGAGGACACGGACACACGAAAAAUUAACCACAGCUUUCUUCGAGACCACAACUAUGUGACUGAAGGUAUAGCAAGGGCGGCAGCAAUGCAAGCUUCCCCACAUUGUCCUGCCAAUGUUCCUCAUCCCAGUUCUGAAGAGGUCACUUCUGGAGCUGAUAUUAUUUCUACAGUUGAGUUCAACCACACUGGAGAACUGCUGGCUACUGGUGACAAGGGGGGUCGGGUUGUUAUAUUCCAAAGGGAACCUGAGAGUAAAAAUGAGCCUUACAAUCAGGGGGAGUACAAUGUUUACAGCACUUUCCAGAGCCAUGAACCUGAAUUUGAUUAUUUGAAGAGCUUGGAGAUUGAAGAAAAAAUAAACAAGAUCAAGUGGUUACCACAGCAAAAUGCAGCUCACUCGCUUUUAUCAACAAAUGAUAAAACAAUCAAGUUAUGGAAAAUUACUGAAAGAGAUAAGAGACCAGAGGGGUACAACUUAAAAGAUGAAGAAGGAAAACUUAAAGAUCUUUCUACAGUAACAUCACUGCAGGUGCCUGUACUGAAACCUAUGGAUUUGAUGGUAGAAGUCACUCCCCGGAGAAUCUUUGCUAAUGGUCAUACCUAUCAUGUCAACUCAAUAUCUGUCAACAGUGACUGUGAGACGUACAUGUCAGCAGAUGAUCUCAGGAUUAACCUCUGGCAUUUAGCAAUCACAGAUAGGAGCUUCAACAUUGUAGAUAUAAAGCCAGCCAAUAUGGAGGACCUGACAGAAGUGAUUACAGCCUCUGAGUUUCAUCCCCAUCACUGCAAUCUCUUUGUCUACAGCAGCAGCAAAGGAUCCCUGAGACUCUGCGACAUGAGGGCAUCAGCUCUCUGUGACAAACAUUCCAAGCUUUAUGAAGAGCCAGAAGACCCCAGUAACAGAUCAUUUUUUUCAGAAAUUAUCUCUUCAGUGUCAGAUGUCAAAUUCAGUCACAGUGGUAGAUACAUGCUAACAAGGGAUUACCUCACUGUCAAGGUUUGGGACCUAAACAUGGAAACAAAGCCUGUAGAAACAUACCAGGUCCAUGAUUACCUUAGGAGCAAGUUGUGUUCCCUCUAUGAAAAUGACUGCAUCUUUGACAAGUUUGAGUGUGCAUGGAAUGGAUCAGACAGUGUGAUAAUGACAGGUGCAUACAACAACUUUUUCCGGAUGUUUGAUCGGAACACCAAGCGGGACGUGACCUUGGAGGCCUCGCGGGAGAGCAGCAAACCGCGAGCUAUUCUUAAGCCCCGGAGAGUCUGCGUGGGAGGCAAGCGGAGGAAAGACGACAUCAGUGUUGACAGUUUGGACUUUACGAAGAAGAUCUUGCACACAGCGUGGCACCCGACCGAGAACAUCAUUGCUAUAGCAGCGACAAACAAUCUGUACAUAUUUCAGGAUAAAGUGAACUCAGAAAUGCACUAG